Tripterygium wilfordii is the source of this 1803-nucleotide messenger RNA. Its product is annotated as probable acyl-[acyl-carrier-protein]--UDP-N-acetylglucosamine O-acyltransferase, mitochondrial. The transcript has 6 exons. Gene Ontology annotation, biological process: lipid biosynthetic process. Bases 611 to 1024 code for a protein of 137 amino acids. Gene Ontology annotation, molecular function: acyl-[acyl-carrier-protein]-UDP-N-acetylglucosamine O-acyltransferase activity. NCBI's taxonomy places the organism in Eukaryota, Viridiplantae, Streptophyta, Magnoliopsida, Celastrales, Celastraceae. The record is from RefSeq and is a predicted model, not a curated record.
GCGUGUGCUUAUUUGGUCGGAAAUUCAAAUCCACUGAAUAUCUCCCUCUCGGCUCUCUCAUAUUCAUUUACGACCCGAAGAAACUUCGUUUAUGAAGAUUUGCACUCUGUAGCGGCAAUAAAGGAAGCAGCGUCUGAAGCAGACUAAUAAGGCAGUCUAAUUAAUCUCUCUCGCUCUCGCGAUCGCUUGUCGGAAUGCGAAAGGAAUAGUCUCUUCAAAGUUCAGCAGCCAUUACGCUCUGCUCUUACUUCACGCUUCCUUCAACGCCCUCCAGCCUGUACAACUCUCUCUCUCUACCUCUCUAUAUCUCCCUGUUUUGAGUUGUUAAUUGUUGUUGUUAAUGGAAGUGAAUGUACGCAGAUGGCUCGAACGAGAUGAAGACGGAGGCCUCUCCGGAGCCAAACCCUAGCUUCAUUCAUCCAACUGCAGUUGUUCAUCCGGACGCCAUUAUCGGCCAGGUCUCUCUCUUCUCUUCUAUUGCGAACUUCACUGUCUAUACUCGAAUUCGUCUUUAAUUUUCUGGUACUGGAGUUCGUUCAAGUUUUAUUAACUAUGUAGAGUGUCUCGGUUGGUCCGUUUUGUACUGUUGGCUCCUCUGCGAAGAUUGGCAAUGGUUGUAAGUUAUAUCCCUCGAGCCAUAAUAUUUGGAGACACAAAACUCGGGGAGCGCUGCGUUUUAAUGACUGGUGCAGUGGUUGGUGAUGAUAUUCCGGGGAGUACUGCUAUAGGAUGCGAUAAUGUUAUUGGUCAUCAUGCUGUGGUCGGUGUUAGAUGUCAAGACUUGAAAUACAAGCCAGGAGAUGAAUGUUUUCUUGACAUUGGGGAUAACAAUGACAUCAGAGAACAUAUAUCGGUUCACCAAUCCUCAAAGCCAACUGAUAAGACGGUGAUUGGCGAUGGCAAUCUUAUUAUGGGGUCUAGUCAUAUUGCCCAUGAUUGCAAAAUUGGAAACAGUAACAUAUUUGCUAAUAAUACUCUUCUAGCUGGGCAUGUUGUUGUGGGAGUAAGUUUUGUUGUAACAUAAGUUGAUAUAUUUUUACAUCAUUCUACAAAAAUGUAUAACUACUUUGAAGUUUGAAGAUAUAUAUUGAUUGCAAAAAGUAUCACCAGGGUCCCCCUGGUUGUGUGACCCUCAUUCGUGUCAUUAUCUGCUGCAAUACUCCUCUUGCUGCACUUUCAUACUUAAACAUCAUGAGGUCGAAUUUACUUGUUACAUAUUAAGACACGUUCUGCAGAAGAAAAUGAUAAUUUUACCUGCUGUUUGGUUUAUAUGCGCCUCUUAUGUUGAACUAGUCUAAGCAUAUGUAAUCCCUUUAUGUUUAUUACUUGAUUCAUAUUACCUACCUUAAAGUCACCAGUCUUGUACUAUAUUUAACUGGAUUAUGAUUGAAUUUGGUUCCAUGGAGAAGAUGUAUUUUGGAGUUGUUGCACUGCAGCCCUACUGUUGCUCUUGAUUAUAUAAUAUAGAAUGGUGUCAGGGGCAUGCAACUGCAUGAGCAUAUGCAUCUUGAACGAAUUUUACAUGAAAUCUUUGUAUCUGGUUUUGUUAUCAGAAUUUUCAGUUUUGUUCAAUUAAUUCACUUAUAGCUUGAAUGGUAUUGGAGUUCUCUUUCAAUGUAGCGCAUCUCAUGUGCUGAAGACUGGAGCCACUGCUUCAAGCACCUGGGGGGAGUAGGCUGUUUGGGAUACAACUUGACAUGUCUUAUUCUUCUUGUUCUUCUAUUGUUAUGAAGAAGAGUUUUAGCAUGGAUAGCUUGUAUUCAUCUCCAUCAUCAUGUUCUUCGUUGUGCUCUUCAAGAGAUG